CACAAUUUAUUUCCUUUGAAUAAAUGCUGAUGAAAAUGUUUUAAAACUUUAUGAUGUGAUUGCUUGUUUUUUCCAGGUAAACAAACACCAAAAAUGCAUAGAUUCCACUUCCUUCUUGUUGUCCUGAUAAUCACAGGGGCAACUGCCAGUGUUGUUGAGAAAGAGACCCAGCAAAUAACAGAUGAAACAGGGCACGUGCUGACACUGAACAUCACUCAUAGAGAAAGUGAAGAGGACAUUGAUGUCCAUAAUGAAAACGGAAACCAUAUCAUGACAAUUGAUAUGAUGGAGAAGGAGGGGUACCAAAUUGAUAAGCCAGCAAAUGAAAGUGUCUGCUUGUUAUCAAAGAUGGAAGAAGUUGAAACAGUUGAGAAAGAUUCGGACAGUACAGAUAAAGAGAUCGAAAUUAAUUCUUUAUGUUAUGACCGAGUUCUAUGUACUCAGUCAAACGUUUCUCAAGAAAUACAAGAGCAUUGCUCUGGAAGAGAUAUGUAUGUUCUCGUUCCCAGAACAUGCAGUGGAGAAGAAGCCAAUACUCUUGAACCCGAAACCGAAGAUGGAGGUAUAGUUAAGAGAGGUUUAGGAAGGUGGUCGUGCCGCUGGAAAUAUUACUACACAUUAAGAUAUUGUAAGGUCAGAUACUGUUGUUGGUGGUGUAGGCGAUCAUGUUACAAAUACACACUAUGUUGGGUCAAGGUGAUCUAUUUCAAAUGCGGAUAUAACUACUACGGAUAAAUACAAUUAGAACCUGACGCUAAACCAAAUUUCUUUUUUUAAUACAUACAAAAUAUAAUAUUAAUUAAUCUGCUGAAGCGUUUCUCUACUCAUAUUGAAAAUGACAAUGUCUGUUUCAUUACAAACCAUGCUUGAUCAAAGAAAUCUAGUUCUGUCAAAACAGAUGAUUAUCUAACAAAACAUAUUUUUCUUUAACAUCUCAUUUUGAGAUUUAAAAAAAGACAAACCCAAAUGCUUUGUGUUUUUCUUCUUCAAUAUUUCCAAUGUCAAGGUGGUUGAUAAAUUUAAAACAUAUGCGUUUCUUAUUACAGUUCCACGUUAGCAUAGCCUCUUUCCGGUACUUGGUCUUUUUGACAUAUGCUCAUUUCAAAUGUAGAAAAAACUUUUUUUACUCUACUUUUAUUAUAUACAUGUAUAUAAACAUUCAUGUGAACAAAUUCAUAAGGAAUAGAUAUUGCCAUAGAUGGCUGUUCAUUGUUCGGGUUUUCUUUCCAAUCAUUUUAGAUGAUAGUGUUGUAUCUGAACUUCUUAAUAUUGUUCGAAAUACAUGAUUCCAUGCAAAUAUGAAAUAGUAGCAUUUGAUAGAGGUAUCCUUAUCAAUAAUUGGAAUUAGGCCCAUAAAAGUACCGUUUUCCUACAAAUGCACUGCAGUUUUCAUUUUAUAGCACAGGAUAUGCUUCGCUUUCGAUUUGAGUAUUUUAAAUUGUUUAUCAAACUAACUGUUCAAUGAUGUCAUUGCUUUUUUUUUCUUAUUAUGCUUACGCUUGAUUUUCAUUUUUCAUCCUCAAAAUUAUUUUCCGUGUAUGUGUGCUGCAUCAAGUCUCAAAUAAAAUUCAUUCUUACA
Messenger RNA from Ruditapes philippinarum (Manila clam), 1579 nucleotides. RefSeq lists its product as uncharacterized. The transcript is spliced from 5 exons. The record is from RefSeq and is a predicted model, not a curated record. NCBI's taxonomy places the organism in Eukaryota, Metazoa, Mollusca, Bivalvia, Venerida, Veneridae. The coding region runs from base 94 to 735 and encodes 213 amino acids.